AUGAAGUUUAACACAUUAAUCACAUUAGUUGCCCUGCCAUCGGUUAUCUACGCUGCUGCCGUUCCUCAGCCUACAGCUAAGGCCCAGUAUCCAAAGCGUCAGAUGGACAUUUCCAACCAGAAUGUCUUGUCCGAUAAAAUCUGGACGACGACUAACAACGAGAAGAUCACUCCCACCGUUAUCGAUGGAGUAACCCUGUCCGCCUCCCCAGUCACCAACUCUGCAACCCCAUGGGUUUCAUUGGAUAGCUCUGGUAUUCCUUACGGUGUUACCCCAAGUGUGAAAGAUGGUACUACCAUUUCUGCUUCUCCUACUCCAUCCGCUUCUAGUUUCCCAACUCCAGAUGCAGUGCCCCCAGUGUUGCGUUGUAUGAACGAUAGAGUUCCUCCUGACAACACCAUGGCUUACCCAUUCUGUGUCCAAAACGGUACCGAAUUCUUAAUUGGUGAGACCUACUGGAUUACCUGGGACCCUAGCUACUGGGGAGGGGACGAUAUCACCAGAGUCAAGUUGCAAAUUAGAGCAUAUCCUUUGAAGGAUGACGAAGAUCCAGUGUUUGUAACUGACUGGAUCUCAAAUGCCGACGGUUAUUACAUCUUCGAAUCCAAGGCCUCAAAUAUGAGAACCGGCAGUGCCGGAUGGGGAUUCCUGAACAUCACUCCUCAAACCACCUCUGAGACAAAAGCCACCUACGUUGGUACCAAAUCUGGACCAUUGGUUAGAAUAUUGACAUCCAAGAGCGAAGCUGACUUUGCAAUUUCUAGAGUGCCAUCUGACAACGGACUGUCAAAAAGUAAGGGUUCUUCUAACAAUGCCAAGGUGAUUGCUCCUGCUGUUGCCAUUCCAGUUGUCGUCCUGAUCUUUGUCGGAUUUGGUGUCUACUGGUACAUUAACAAGCAGAAGAAGCAAGGUCUCAACAUUGGUGGUGGAGGAGGAUACUUCGGUUCCAAGGCCGAGAGAACUGGUGCUGGUGCCGCAGGAACUGCUGGUGUCAACCACGAUCUCGCUUCUACCGCUUCUGCUGAAUUGGAGUCUCACAUAACCCACGAUGCUCGUACCAUCGACACCGUAACCACCGGUAACACAGCAGCCAACCCUUUCAAAUGA
Komagataella phaffii GS115 is the source of this 1107-nucleotide messenger RNA. RefSeq lists its product as hypothetical. The record is from RefSeq and is a predicted model, not a curated record. The coding region runs from base 1 to 1107 and encodes 368 amino acids. NCBI's taxonomy places the organism in Eukaryota, Fungi, Ascomycota, Pichiomycetes, Pichiales, Pichiaceae. The transcript has a single exon.